This is a messenger RNA of Pelodiscus sinensis (Chinese soft-shelled turtle), 840 nucleotides long. The record is from RefSeq and is a predicted model, not a curated record. Lineage: Eukaryota; Metazoa; Chordata; Testudines; Trionychidae.
AUGAGGACGGAGACCGGAGCCGCCCUGGGCUGCCUCCUCGCCCAGCCCUGUCCUUUCAAAGUGGCUUUCGUCAGCGUGGGCCAUGGGCCCGCUGGAGCUGCAGUGCCAGGGCACCGGGGGAGGGGAUUGGCCAGGGGGGAGCUGCCCCGGGCAAGCAGCUGUAGGAAGGGGGCCAGAGCGCAGCCCCGCGCGCGGCGCGGGGGCCUGACCGAGCUGGACAUGUCGGACCAGGAGCUCGCUGAGGUCUUUGCCGACUCCGACGACGAGAACGUAGCCAGCGAGUCCCCUGCCGGUCUGCACCCGCACCCCAUCCCUCGGGCCGGGUACCUGCGCUCCCCCUCCUGGACGAGGACCAAGGCCGAGCAGGGGCGGGAGAAGAAACACCUCAGUGACUCGGAGCUGCAAGUGGGCAUCGUGGACACUUUCCUCACGGUGGAGCGGCCCCAGGAGGAGGACUAGGGGGCUGGGCGGUGGGGGGGGCACACCGGGGCUGUUGGCUCUUGCACUGCCCCCAGCUGCCAGACUGUUGGUGAUCUUAACAGAGCCCCCCGCCUAGAGAGACGUGCCCCUCUGCUGGCUCCACGUAGCACAGUGCUCCCCGGCAGCGGGGGGGCAAUGUGGGGGGCAGGGGGAAGGGUACACCAGCACACUGGUUUAGCACUUUUUUAACCCCUUCCUGGCUCAGUUCAGCACAAGCUCUGGCCGCGGCCGUGAAGGGUUUGUACUGGGCAGGCUCAGCGCCAGGCGGGCUGCCCGGAAGGGAGACGCAGGGUCUGGAGAAGACCCACCUGAAGCGGGCAGAGCUGGGGGGGGAGGAAGCCCCCUUUCGCCCCCCGGGCU